GCGCUCGCCCGGGGCCCCACGACCCUGCCGGCCCCGGGGGGAAAGGGGGUGUUCCGGGCCGGGGGCAGCCCAGCUGAGGCAGGAUGUUCACGUCCAAGUCCAACUCUGUGUCACCUUCGCCUUCCCUGGAGCAGACUGACGCGGACGCGCUGGACAUCAGCACCAAAGUGCAGCUCUACGGGGUGCUGUGGAAGCGGCCCUUCGGGAGGCCGUCGGCCAAGUGGUCCCGGCGGUUUUUCAUCAUCAAAGAGAGCUUUCUGCUUUACUACUCUGAGAGCGAAAGAAAGAGCUUUGAGACCAAUAAAUACUUCAAUAUACAUCCUAAGGGUGUCAUCCCUCUGGGGGGCUGCCUGGUGGAGGCCAAGGAAGAGCCCAGCAUGCCCUACGCCAUGAAGAUCUCCCACCAGGACUUCCACGGGAACGUCUUGCUGGCUGCCGAGUCUGAGUUCGAGCAGACCCAGUGGCUGGAGAUGCUGCAGGAGUCUGGGAAGGUGACCUGGAAGAAUGCCCAGCUGGGAGAAGCCAUGAUCAAAAGCCUGGAGGCCCAGGGGCUGCAGUUGGCUAAGGAAAAGCAGGAGUAUUUAGACAAACUGAUGGAGGAGACGGAAGAGCUGUGCCUUCAGCGGGAGCAGAGAGAGGAGCUUGAGCGCCUUAACCAGGUGCUGGAGGCUGAGAAGCAGCAAUUUGAGGAGGUGGUGCAGGAGCUGCGAAUGGAGCAGGAGCAGAUCAAGAGGGAGCUGGAACUGACUGCAAGAUGCCUCAAGGGUGUGGAACAAGAGAAAAAGGAACUGAGGCACCUCACGGAGUCCUUGCAGCAGACGCUGGAGGAACUCUCCAUAGAGAAGAAGAAGACCCUGGAGAUGUUGGAAGAAAAUGAGAACCAGCUGCAGACACUGGCCAAUCAGAGUGAGCAGCCCCCUGCCAGUGGAGGUCUCCAUAGCAACCUCAGGCAGAUCGAGGAGAAGAUGCAGCAGCUCUUGGAGGAGAAGCUUCUGGCCGAGAAGCGGAUGAAGGAGAAUGAGGAGCGCUCCCGGGCCCUGGAGGAGGAGCGUGAGUUCUACUCAAGCCAGUCCCAGGCGCUGCAGAACUCGCUGCUGGAGCUGACCGCAGAGAAGCAGCAGGCCGAGCGGGAGCUAAAGGCCGAGGUCAAGAUCCGCAUGGAUCUGGAGAGGCGCCUGCGGGAGGCAGAGGGGGCCUUGCGGAGCCUGGAACAAGGGCUCAACUCCAAGGUGCGGAAUAAGGAGAAGGAGGAGAGGAUGCGGGCUGACGUCAGCCAUCUGAAAAGGUUCUUUGAGGAGUGCAUCCGGAAUGCUGAGCUGGAGGCCAAGAUGCCGGUCAUCAUGAAGAACUCGGUGUACAUCCACAAGGCGGCCACUCGCCGCAUCAAGAGCUGCCGCUUCCACCGGCGGCGGUCUAGCACCUCCUGGAACGACAUGAAGCCGUCCCAGUCCUUCAUGACCUCCCAGCUGGAAGCCAACAACAUGGAGGAGCUGAAAGAGGUGGCCAAACGGCUCAGCAGGGACCAGCGCUUCCGGGAAUCCGUCUACCACUUCAUGGCCGCCCAGCCCGGAGCCCCCUCAGCACUUUCCCGUGGUGCAAAGUGAUGGGUGCUCUUCCCUUGCCUCCCGA
Messenger RNA from Propithecus coquereli (Coquerel's sifaka), 1629 nucleotides. RefSeq names its product pleckstrin homology domain containing, family D (with coiled-coil domains) member 1 (gene PLEKHD1). The transcript is spliced from 13 exons. Bases 84 to 1604 code for a protein of 506 amino acids. The record is from RefSeq and is a predicted model, not a curated record. NCBI's taxonomy places the organism in Eukaryota, Metazoa, Chordata, Mammalia, Primates, Indriidae.